Molecule: messenger RNA, 9271 nt
Organism: Symbiodinium pilosum
Lineage: Eukaryota; Dinophyceae; Suessiales; Symbiodiniaceae
Source: the annotation of a GenBank genome assembly
AUGCGUGGUUUCGUUAUUAACGUGGAGAACCACCUCGGCCUGUGCGAUGGCGGGCAGGCUGCUGAGAGCCCGAUAGCUCUGUGCUGCUGCGCGGCACUUCUGGACAUCUUUGACACCACGAUUUUCUUCCUCCUCCACGAGCAAAUCUGGUGGUUCAAGACGAACACGGGCAUCCUCCUGCCCAACCACCUGGGAAAUUCGGAAAGGCCUGCCGGCUUUGGAGAUCAUAGACAAGCACAAAUCUUGCUUCUUUGCGUGCUUCUGAUUUUCAGAGCCUUGGCGCAGUUCUUUGUGGCCCAGCUGUCUGCUGGAGACUUCGGCUCUUCGAUUAAGAUCGAGACCUUCGGCCCGAACGACUUCAUCUCUCUCGAGAAGAAUUUGAACAACUUCGGCCCGGACGACUUGGUCUUCUACGGCGAGACGCUCCUCCAGCACUACAAGAGCUGUGCCUUUGACUGUGCCAACUUCCAAGAUUUGUGCAAGGGAGAAAGUUCAGGAAGCGCCUACGACCUGCACUUCGACGGGUCCCUCAACAACGCUCCUUCGGAGUGCUAUUUCCUGUUCGGCGUCUACGGCCUCUCCAUCGAACCGAUGGCGUCUUCGUCGUCUACUCCGAACAGCACCGGCGUCCCGCUGCAGGAGUUCAGGCGAGACUGUCCUCCAGGGUGGUCUCCGGGGCUCCCUGACUAUCCGCUGAGAUUGUUUUUCGACAAAUUAAAGCUUUGGCGCCAGAUCUUUGAUGGUGCUGACGAGCUGGUUGGUCGCUUGGUGGCUGGGAGAUUGCAGGGCAAGGCACAGCGCUUGGCCCUUCAGCUUCGUUUGCCGAGACCGGACGGAGGCGUGGACGUUGGGUCGGAUGCCUUGGUUCGGUUGUCAGUUGACGAGGUGAGAGACCCGACCAAUCCGGCCAUCAUCCUCCAGACGGCAAUACCGUCAGGGAUACAAUCACUCUGCAACUCUUUGAGGGAUGCCUUCGGCUUCUCCGACCAAGAGCUGGUGUCGAAGAGCAUAGAGGACUUCAUGGAAUUCCGCAGGGGCCGCAUGGCUUUCUCCGAGUUUAGCAUUGAGUUCGACAUGCGGCUCGAAGAGGCCACGACUCGCGCUGGCUUUGAGAUAAACGAUGUGGCGACGUUUUACUUGUUCUUCGAGGCUGCGCAGCUGCCCUCCAAGUUGGUAGAUGACAUAAAGCUGCAGAUCCAAGGUGACCUUGACCUGAGGCGAUUUCAAGAAGCCCGAGCUUUGGCAUUGCGUCUGGUUCACCGGGCGCAGGACAACCACGAUGCCUACUACAUGGGCGAUGAGGACGAUGACUGGGAAGACUCCUGGGCUGACGGCUGGUACGGAGACAUGUACUGGCAAGACGACGUGGAACCUUGGAUGGACGAAUGGCAAGAUGAUGCUGAUGGCUGGGAUGCUCCUUUGGAGGAGAGCUUUCCCACGCGCAAGGGCAAAGGCCGUGGAUGCUCGGUCUGUGGUUCAAAGUGGCACUCUGCUGCUAGCUGCCCCGUGAACAAUGGCAAGGGCAAAGGCGGCGGUAAAGGGCCGUCUAGCUACUCUGGCAGCAAGGGCAGCUAUGGCGGCAGUGGCAGAUACGGCAAGGGGUACGGCAAGCCUCGGAGUCAGAAGGGCUCUGGAUACGGCAAGGGGAAAAGCAAGAAAGCUUCCCUUGCUACGGAGUCAACCGAUGGCGCCACUGAGACCCCAGGCGAGGAACCAAGUGCCAGCACCUCGGUGGAGAAGCGUCUUGACUUCUCCUUUGCCAUGGGCAUCUUCUCUUCUCUGGAGAACUACCACACCGUGAAGGGUGACAAACGACGUGGUCUUCUGGUGGAUCCCGGUGCAGCUUCUGGACUUAUAGGUUCCGAGACACUCCGAGAUCUUCUGAGUGUGCUUCCGCAGGCAAAGCAAGAGGAGGUGACUUGGAACCACCAAAAGUCACACAAUGUGAGCGGGAUCUCCGGCAGCCCUGAAGCGACCGUGGGUGAAGUGACUAUACCGCUGACAUUGUCUGGUGCCAGUGGUGCUUACCGAGCGGACGUUCUUGGCGGCGAUGGCUCUUUGUGUCCAGCGCUGCUAGGCAAUCCAGCUCUACGUCGCCAACGAGCGGCGAUCCUCACGGACUACUUCGAGAAUGGUGAUGGUGUCCUUGUGGUUCAAAAGGCCGACCAAGAAAGACACUAUCUCCGCAUCCUCUUGACCGACUCCGGUCAUUACCUUCUUCCUGUGGAUGAUCAUUGCGAUUUUACCGAGCAGGAUGUCACCAAGGUGAGUGCGCAGCUUGGCAUGUUUGCGGCUGCUGUGCGAGAGCGCUGGCCUGAUGUUCGCCAUUGCUUUCUCCAACAAGCAUCCUGCUCAACUCCGGAACGUGAGCGGUGUGAACUACGACAAGAAGCGCAGCAUGGCCUCUCAGACACGAGUUCAACGACCUUCUCUUCGACUACCUCUGCCGCGGAGGCAAAUCUCAAAAAGACUGCCACUGCAAACAACCAUGAUGAAGAUACCUCAUGCACGACCACUGAGGAUCCCACGACCACUGCAAGCGCAUCCACAUGUACUACCACUGAGGAGACAAUAACCACAAAGACAGGAACCUCAGACACUACCACGGAGGAACCUUCAACUACUGCGACAGGUCGGGAGCUAGUGUUAGAGCUUAAUGACUCAGGCACGAGUUCAGCGACCUUCUCAACGACUACCUCUGGGCCCUUUCGUCUUAGCUAUGAUCACUGCAAGCCGUUUCUCGAGGGCCCAUUUGUUGGACGUGGACAUACUGCGAGCGACUCCUGGUCCAUCGAGGGGCACUGCCUGAUUAGACAUCAUCGCUUACCUCGACGAGUUCUGUUUACGCCAAAUGGCGCCAUUGACUGUCCUGUGGACUAUGAUUGUAUGACUGGGGAACGUGCAACGGUUCCUAACCGUGACCUUGGCUAUCUGUGGACAGGGGUUACCAAGUUUCGGCUGCGGGCUUCGGGCAAACCGUGCACUGCUGAGCAACUGGCCACCACCUUCCCGACAGGCUCUGAGGCAGAGCUCUUUCCGCGCUACGCAGGUGACCAGUUUCCAGAUCAUUGGCCUCCAGAGCGGAUUAAGAAGGCAAAGCAGUACUACCGCGCCAUGCCUGAGGAGUUCUACAGCCAGUCCGGCCGGCGGCCUAUCACCCCGCGCAACUUUGAUGUGUGGAUGAAGAAGACUCGCGGCCGCAACCUACGGCUCCAGUUCCAGGAGUUCUGUUCUGGCAGCGGCAGGCUAUCACUGCUUCUCCUUGCUGCAGGGUUUGCUGUGGCGUUUCCCGUGGACUACCGCUACGGCUGGGGCAUGACACUUCCUCGGAGGCUGGUGCCCGAGAUGCCGCGGCGCGCUGAGCUGCCGACCUUGUCCUUUCUUCAUGACACUUUUCUUUGGCAGCGCAACGAAGGCCGCGCCUUCACUCUGGAGCAACCUCGUGGUUCCUCCAUGUUCACAGACAGUCCCAUCGCUCGACUCUUUGAUCACGAUGGCAUCUUCAAACAACGUCUGGAUCAGUGCAUGCUGGGUGCUCAGGAUGAACUUCAACAACCUGUUCGUAAGGCUACGGCCUUCCUCAGUAACAGGCGCUGGCGCGCCAUUCUCAAGCGAUGCGGCGGUCACAAAGGCCGAGCCCACGGUGUUCUCCAAGGCCAGAUCAACGGGGUCAAUCGUACUGCCAUGGCAGCAGUCUACCCGCAGAAGUUGUGCAAGUUGUUUUCCCAGGAUCUGGCACGGCUUCUUCGUCAAGACGGUCUUCAUCGAUGUCCCGUGUGGCCACGGAGUCUGUUCUGGAUGCACGGCUUCUACUACUCCUGCGAGCGUUGCAAGUUCGGCCGUGCUUGUCCUCCGGGUGUUGAACACACCUUUGUUCCUGGAGAAUGUCGCUACGGCCAGCCGCAUCAUCAACCACAUGCAUCACCAGCGCCGCGCACGGAUGCUCGUGCGCAGGCAGGCGACCUUGAGGAUCCCACUGACCCUUUCAAGUUCCUGGCGCGCAGUGGGGACUACUCUGGCGUGGUCCUGGACGUCCACUCUAGCAUCGAGCUCCUUCCCGAAUCGCGGCUCUACUUGAAGGCCGCUCUCAUGCAGAUGGUCGAGGCUGGUCUGGGCAUCUUUGAGGAGGCCACCGCCAUUGAUUACGACCACUGGGUGGACGACCUGGUCUUGCUUCGCGUGGUCCAAGAUGCCUUUGCGCCGCACUUUCGCGUCUUGGCCAUCAUGCUGUCCCUGCGUCCAUGGACCCGGCGCACGCCAGAUCCUGAUUUGUCCUCGGCCUGUGCACCUCUACGUCUGCUUAUUGAAGGUGAUGUUCGUCGUUGGCGUGUGAACGCUGUUGAAGACAUGCGCCUGCUGUCGCACCAACAGUUGCACGCUCCUGUUGAAGAGGCCGACUGGCAUGUACACCUCUUUGGUCAUUGGCACGAUGAUCCUGAUGUUGACAGACAAGGCGCUCGCUCCUCUGCGGCGUCUCGGCCUGCGGCUCCUCUUGUUCCGGCCGAACAGAAAAAUGGUGGGGAUGAAUCCACUUCUUCGCGAACCAGGCGUCCUGCGUCGCCAUCUACCUCUUCGAGACCUCAAGCAGCCUUGGCGCCGCCUGAGAGUGCAGACCAAGAAGGGCGAGAGCAGGCUGAAGAAGAAUUCGCCAUUCGACCGGAACCUGGAGAUGAGCAACCAAAGACCUUGAAGCCCCUCUACGACUUCCGCAAGGACUUCCGCAACAUGCUGGUCAGAGCAGGUCUGGAUGGCGCCGUCCUCAAGUUGGCCGAGGAAGCGAUCAUGAACUGCUCCAUCUGCAGAAAGCAUGUCCGGCUUCCACCUCGGCCCCAGGUGAAGAUCGGAUCUCAGGCUUCGAGCUUCAACAGCAGAGUUCAAUGCGAUCUCUUCCAGUACAAGGAGACCUGGAUCCUCUUGAUGGUGGAUGAGGCAACCCGCUACAAGGCGGCGAUGGCCGUGAGCUCUCGAGAACACAACGACCUCCUCCAGCCGAUGCUGAAAUGGUGGUUCACGAUCUAUGGCCCUCCGGCGCAAUUGGUCCUUGACCAAGAGUCCUCCCUGAUGAGUCAUCAAGCAGGGAAAGAAUUGGAGCGCUUUGGGAUUGAGCGAGUUCCCAAGGGCACGACUGCCGGGCCAGCAGCGGCCCAACAUACAGGGACAGGACUCGCCGAAAGGCAUAUAGGACUUAUCGAAAUUACUAUGGCAAAGUUAGAGGCAGAGCUUGACAGGCAGGGGAUUGCCAUCGAGAUCGACGACCUGUGCAGGGAGGCAGCCACCGCGCAAAACUCCUCGUUAAACUAUGGGGGAGCAACCCCUGCGAUGUGCGUCUUCGGCAUCCUCCCUCGACCGUACUUUCAAGACGACGCAGACCAUGUCACUGCCAUUACAGGUGCCUUACAAACGGAUGUUACUCCCUUCGAACGAGCCAUCCGAGUACGGCAACUGGCACUCUCGAUGGUUCAUCAAGCAAUUGCUGAGGACCGAGUUGCUAGGGCCAACAAGACGAGACCACAGCAACUCCGGCUUGGAGAGCUGAAGCCCAGCGUGAGCUUGAUCGACUUCUACCGAGAAUAUCAAGGAGAUGUUGGAUGGCGUGGACCCGCCGAACUGCUCAGGCUCAGCCAAACCGAGGGGACUGCCAUCAUUUCAUACCAAGGCCGUCCAUAUCUGGUCUCGCUUCGGCGCAUUCGACCCCAUGCUGCCCGAGUGUUUGUGACGCUGAACCAGAGCCAGAAGGAUGACUUCCAAUGGUUCAAGAAGGUCCUUGAGACCCUCUCUCCGUACAAGGCGGUGACCAUCGGCUGGGUUCCCGAGGCCAUUUCCAAUCGCAACGUUGGUGGCAUCAUCAUGGGCCAAGGCAUCCGGACGGUGCAUCCUCCUAGGGGAACAGUUGGGGUCCUUCUGGUGUGGAAAGCGAGCCAAGACAGCUACGCUUGCCACGAGCACAACAAUGAUGACCCCAUCACUGUGAAGAAGGUCACUGCCAUCCCGAUCGACGAGGUGGCCUUCCUGUACCUCUACUUCGUUGUCACGGUGGACUAUGAGCCGGGGCCAUCCUUGAAGGUCGUUCCCUCUGAAGGUGCGAUAGACCAUCAAGAGCCCAUGCAGGUCGACAUGCCUGUCGAGACACCUAGUGAUGGCGAUGGACCGAUGGAUGUGGUACUGUCGUCGUCGAGAGUGACCACCCGGACCCAGCGCAACCUGGCGAACUUCUACUGGAUGAUGAGACAACGACAACUUGUCAAGUGGGACUUCCCCAUGACAUGGUACCUGCGUGACAACCACCACGCCAUUACUCAAUGGGAUGAGUUUGCUUGGCGGUCCGAGAUGCCAAGGUCCUCUCCUUCCACGACUACCAGCUUUCUCUUUACGUGGCCAGGCAAGAAGCACGAGACAUUGUUCGCGUCCCUCCUGGACGGGGAGAUCUACAAAGUGGAUGACGAAACUGAUAACAUCUCCGAGAACCAGGUGUAUGACAUAUGGCCCCAAGUGGACAAGGCGGAUGCGGAUGAAAUAAAACAAUUUGUUGACACCGGCAGCUUCAAGAAGGUCCACGUGCAGUCGAUUUCCAGCGACACAGUGGUGAUCGAUAGCGUGUGGAUUCGGAAGUGGAAGCGUCACCCUGACGGCUCACGACGUGUGAAGUCGAGAUUGUGCGCCAGGGGCUGUUUCGACAAUCAGCGGGACGCCCUGUCAACGCGCUCGACAACAGCCACCAGGCUGAGCCAACGCAUCCUUGUCUCCACGGCUGUGAACCAUGACCACGACACUGACGUCUGGAUGAGAGGAGUGCCGUCGCUGCUGGAUGAGAACUACUUCAUCUGGCGAAUGAAGGACAAUGACCGGGCAUCUGUGACCACUCACGUGGACGAUUGCGGGGCAGAGGGCCCACGCAAGUGGCUGGACGAGCAGUACAACCUUCUUGUCAAGAAGUUCGGCAAGGUCACGAGGCAGACGCUUCCGUUCACUCAUUGCGGUGUUGUGUACCGUAAGGUCCCUGACGGCGCACGCAUGGAACAGGAUGACUUUUGCCGCAAGCUGAAGAUGGUGGACAUCGACCAGACCAGGCGAGACGAAGACGACCUGACCUCUUCGGAGCUUACGUCUUUUCGGUCGGUGCUCGGAGGUUUGCUCUGGUUAACAGCCACUCGCCUCGACAUCGUUGCAGAGGUGUGUACCCUGCAAUCGAUGGUGACCAAGGCAAAAAUCAGUCACCUGAAGCAGGCCAACGCCGUUGUCAAACGAGCCCAAGCUGAGAUCGGACAAGGUCUCGGACUGUGCUACCGAAAACUGCGGGCUCCAUAUCGGUUGGCAUGCAUCCACGAUUCCUCUGCGGACAAGCUCAAGGGCUACGACUCCUACGAGCACGUCAUGGAUGACCACAUGACCCACAAGCUUGGUGGCAAGUGUCAUAUCUUGUGGGCGCACGGUGCCAAGGCAAAGAGAGUCUCCUACUCCACCUCUCAUGCCGAGACACUUUCGGCAGUUUCUGGUAUGGAGACUUCGACACUUGUGGCGGUCCGCUUGGCCGAGCUCCUGUACACUCCAAAGCCCCCGACGAUCCAAUCACUUCUUUUGCUCCAGGAGGGCGGUGUACCAGAGCUACCCUGCGAUGGGUACACAGACUGUAAAGAUCUGUUCGAAUUGGCAUCGGGAUCGUCCAGUGUGCCACAGGACAAGACACAGAGAUUGUAUGUCAUGUCCUUGAGAGAGGCUCGACUUUGUGGGCGUCAAAGGUGGCUCAUUCUCACGCCUACUGAGAGCAUGGUUGCGGAUGCUCUGACAAAGCCAAUGUUGGCUCCGCAGAUGAUGCAUCUUCUGAGUUCUGGGGAAGUGCUCUUCUACAACCAGGAGAAUCACAAGAUGACUCUGCGGCGUGUGCCAAAGAUCACGAUGAUCACCGAGGAUCACCUCACCAAGUCCGACAAGGAGCUGAUUCGUGACCUUCGGGUGACUACAUCAACUACGGCAGCCUGCAUGCUGAUGUCAAGGUCAUGGUGUUUCUGGGCUGUGGCGGCGGCUGCUGUGACUACAUCCUCGGCUACCACGAGUCCAUCCUCGUCUUCGACCACCACGAGCUCAUCACCUUCGGCUUCCACGUGCCCUACGCCAGCUCCGGACGACGGCUGGAUGUGGCUACUGUGGCUCACCAUCUUCAUCAUUGCUGCAGAGCACGGCUUCAUUUUCUUCUUCAAGUGGCUUUGGAAGGUGUUCUUUGGUGGCGAUGCCGCAAACCCAGAACCUGAUGCGGAACCUCCGGCUACUCCGAUGCCGCCUCCUGCACCACCACAACGUGGUCCUGAACUUCAGGCUGAAGCUCCUCCAGUACCUGCACGAGAAGUGGAUCCUGAACUGGAGGGACUUCGUGCACAGCUUCGCGAACAGCGACGUGAUCAUGCACAGCUUGCUCAGUUGUAUGAUCAACAGCACGACCGUGCUAAUCGUCUCCAAAGGGAGAUUGAUGCACACCAAGGGGAGUGUCCACUUGGCGCUGGCCCGCGCAUUCAGAUUGAGAGCCAGCUGCCUGGAACCAAGACGGGAAUGCGUUUGUUGUUGCUGAAAGGUGGAGAAAUGGCAGUGUUUCUGUUGCUGUUCUGCAGCCAUUUGGACAAUAUCCUGGAGCAUCUUGUUUCGGAACUGCCCUGCCUCGAGCAUGGCUCUUCGCGGCCAGCUGGGUGCUCAGUUGACGUGGGGUUGGUGGUGUGGUGCGGCAGGCGUGCCAGUAUGCCAGAGUGCCAGAGUGCCAGAGUGCCUUGCAUCUUGCUAAGGGUGACGCCCUUCGGGCCGUAUGGCGGCCUCUGCUGGGACUUCCUGCGCCGGGACCCGCAGCGGGAGCGCCAAGAAGAGACCCCCGAGCGCCUGGAACCCCUGGGAGCAGCGUCCGGUGCGGCCGACAUCGAGUAUGAGCAGUUCAUGAAAGCAAAAGAGGUGCAGAGGGCUAUGUUCCAGCAAGAGAACAAGACCAUCGUGCACCAAUGCGCGGACACAGACAUCAUCGAAGCUGCGCAAGGCUCGGUGGCGUGCAUCGACGGUAAUCAGGCAGCAGCUCACGUGGCCUACGCCCUCAGUGACUGUGCCUUCAUCUACCCGAUCACGCCGUCGUCACCCAUGGGCGAGAUGGUCGACGAGUGGGCCGCGCAAGGCCUGCUGAACUGCUAUGGGCAGAAGCUCAGCGUGACGGAGAUGCAAAGCGAGGCGGGCGCUGCCGGAGCUCUGCACGGAUCGCUGAAGGCAGGUGCCCUCAGCACCACUUUCACUGCCAGUCAGCCGG